AUGGGUGGAAAGGUGUUGAUCCCGACUGCCCAACACAUUCGACAUCUGAAUGCUGCUCGUUUGGCUGCUGACGUCUGCGGAUCUCCAACGAUUGUCGUUGCCAGAACCGAUGCCGAGUCAAGUCGAUUGCUGACCAGCGAUGUUGACGAGCGUGAUCACCCUUACAUCGACAGAGAUGCUGGACGAACCGUUGAGGGAUUCUAUAGGUAA
Molecule: messenger RNA, 210 nt
Organism: Cooperia oncophora
Lineage: Eukaryota; Metazoa; Nematoda; Chromadorea; Rhabditida; Trichostrongylidae
Source: the annotation of a GenBank genome assembly